AUGACUACUUCCAUCACUCUUCCUUCUGCAUGCGAUUUUCAUAUCCAUCUUCGUCAAGAUGAUAUGAUGCGUAUGGUGACACCCAAAGUUGAAGAAGGUGGUGUUUCUCUUGCAUAUGUUAUGCCUAAUUUACAACCACCUAUUAAAACAACAGAGCAAGCAAUUAGUUAUAAAGCAAAAUUAGAAGCACUUGCACCUAAUGUCACUUUUUACAUGACUUUGUAUUUGUCACCUGAAUUAACUGUUAACGAAAUUCGUAAAGCUGCUAAAGCAGGUAUUGCUGGUGUCAAAUCUUAUCCACGUGGUGUAACAACAAAUAGUGAGAACGGUAUUGAAAACUAUGAAGUUUAUUAUCCUGUAUUUAAAGCAAUGGAAGAGGAAGGUAUGGUUUUAAACUUGCAUGGUGAAAUACCUAGUGACGCACAAAAAGAUAUAUGUGUGAUGAAUGCUGAAGAGAGAUUUUUACCGGAACUUGAAAAGAUUCAUAAAGCCUUUCCCAAAUUAAAGAUUGUUUUGGAACAUGCUACGACAAAGGCUGCAGUUGAGAUGGUAAAGAGGUUAGGUGAUACAGUAGCCUGUAGUAUCACUGUUCAUCAUUUACAGUUGAUUGUUGAUGAUUGGGCAGGACAGGCACAUCAUUUCUGUAAACCAGUUGCUAAAUAUCCUCAUGACCGUGAGGCCUUGAGAGAGGUGAUCAGAUCAGGUCAUCCCCGUUUCUUUUUAGGAACUGAUUCUGCUCCACAUCCUAUCUCAACCAAGGAGGGCCCUCGUUCUAAUGCCGGCGUUUUUACUACCCCUCUUGUUUUACCUUAUCUUGCAAAAAUCUUUGAAGAUAUGGGCUGUCUUGAUCGACUUGAGAACUUUGCUUGUCAUUAUGGCAAACAAUUUUAUCGUCUUUCUCAAAAGCCAGGAUUUGUGGAUAAGAAAGUUACGUUAGUUAAAGAAACAAAUGUCAUUGUCCCUUCAUCUUAUCAAAUUUCUACUACAAAGACUGAAUUAGGCUCUGUUGUUCCUUUCUAUGCUAACAAAGAUAUUGGAUGGAAGAUUGCUUCGAAUUUUGUUUAA
This is a messenger RNA of Cokeromyces recurvatus, 1065 nucleotides long. Its product is annotated as dihydroorotase, homodimeric type. Bases 1 to 1065 code for a protein of 354 amino acids. The transcript is spliced from 2 exons. Gene Ontology annotation, cellular component: cytoplasm. Gene Ontology annotation, biological process: pyrimidine nucleotide biosynthetic process; 'de novo' pyrimidine nucleobase biosynthetic process. NCBI's taxonomy places the organism in Eukaryota, Fungi, Mucoromycota, Mucoromycetes, Mucorales, Mucoraceae. The record is from RefSeq and is a predicted model, not a curated record. Gene Ontology annotation, molecular function: dihydroorotase activity.